UGAUUAUUUCUUUGCUUGAGAGUGACUACUCCAUUGAAAUUGAAUAGCAGAUCAAAAGCAGGUUGGUUGAGUGUGGUUUUAGGUUUUUUUUUCCUCAAAUUCAUUCCUUAAAACCUUCAUUUUCUCUACACAUCAAACUAUUCCUUCAAACAAGGACAAUGUCAAGGAUAUAGUGAUUAGUGACGACCUUUAGUGUCAGUUAGAGAAGGAAGUAUGGCGAUUUUCUCUCAUUGUUAUGGCGAUGGACGGAAGCCGUGCAAUAGCAUCUGCUUCUGGUUCUCCUUGAUGAUAUUUUCACAGUGUUGUAUAGAAACGUUCUCAGCUUCCUCCUCCCAGUAUUUGAUUGGACUUGGAAGCUAUGACAUAACUGGACCUGCAGCAGAUGUUAACAUGAUGGGGUAUGCAAAUACGGAACAGGUUACUUCUGGAGUUCACUUCAGGUUGAGGGCUCGUACUUUUAUUGUCGCGGAGCCCAAGAGGAAGAGGGUGGUAUUUGUUAAUCUUGAUGCGUGUAUGGCCUCACAAAUCGUGACAAUUAAAGUGCUUGAGAGACUAAAGACAAGGUACGGAGAUUUGUAUACCGACCAGAAUGUGGCUAUUAGUGGUAUCCACACUCAUGCAGGCCCUGGUGGUUAUCUUCAGUAUGUUGUUUACAUUGUGACAUCUCUUGGGUUUGUGCGUCAGUCAUUUGAUGCUGUUGUUGAUGGUAUCGAGAAAAGUAUUAUAAUAGCUCAUGAAAACCUCCAACCAGGUUCAGUUUUUGUAAAUAAAGGCGAGCUCUUAGAUGCUGGUAUAAGCCGUAGUCCUAGUGCUUAUCUUAACAAUCCCUUAGCUGAGCGGAAUAAAUACAAGUAUAAUGUUGAUAAAGAAAUGAUCCUCUUGAAGUUUGUGGAUAAUGAAUGGGGCCCGGUUGGCAGCUUCAAUUGGUUUCCAACUCAUGGGACUUCGAUGAGUCGUACAAAUGGAUUGAUCAGUGGAGACAACAAAGGUGCCGCUGCAAGGUUCAUGGAAGACUGGGCCGAAAAGAAAGGUUCAUCUAAUGGGAUCCCAAGAAGAGUCUCAAACAUAGUUUCUCAUCUGCGUAGAAAUUAUGACGAACUAAACGUGCUUGCUGCCUCCUUCGAGUCUUCUGGUGGAAGACCUGCUACAAGACUGCUUAGUUCUGUAAGCCGUGUUCGUAGUACGAUCCGGCAGGCUGACAGGCCUAGUUUUGUUUCCGCAUUUUGCCAGUCAAAUUGUGGAGACGUUAGCCCUAAUGUGCUUGGUGCUUUCUGCAUAGACACUGGGCUACCUUGUGAAUUUAAUCACAGUACCUGCGGUGGGAAGAAUGAAUUGUGUUACAGUCGUGGCCCAGGUUACCCAGAUGAAUUUGAGAGUACUCGCAUCAUCGGGGAUAGGCAAUUUAGAAAGGCUGCUGAUUUGUUCAGCAAAGCAUCUGAGAAGUUGAAUGGGAAGAUUGACUACAGGCAUACAUACUUAGACUUGUCAAAGCUUGAGGUUGAUAUUCCUAAACAAGGUGGAGGACAUCAGACGGUAAAAACAUGUCCUGCUGCAAUGGGGUUUGCUUUUGCUGCUGGAACCACUGAUGGGCCAGGAGCUUUUGACUUCUCACAAGGCGACGUCAAGGGUAAUCCCUUUUGGCGGUUGGUGAGGAACAUACUGAAAAAGCCAGGGCAGGAACAAGUAGAUUGUCAGCAUCCAAAGCCUAUUUUACUCGAUACUGGUGAAAUGAAAGAACCGUAUGACUGGGCUCCUUCAAUACUUCCGAUUCAAAUUUUGCGGAUAGGGCAACUAGUCAUUCUCAGCGUACCUGGAGAAUUUACCACCAUGGCUGGAAGACGUCUACGUGAUGCUGUGAAGUCAGUACUCACGAGUGGAGGUCAUGGAGAAUUUGACAGCAACACUCAUGUUGUUAUCGCGGGCCUGACAAAUUCAUAUUCGCAGUAUGUUACCACCUUUGAGGAGUACCAAAUACAGAGAUAUGAGGGUGCCUCGACACUAUAUGGCCCACAUACACUCAGUGCAUACAUACAGGAGUUCAAGAAAUUGGCGACGGCUCUCAUUAGUGGGUUGACUGUCAAUCCAGGUCCACAACCCCCAGAUCUUUUGAAUAAGCAAAUUAGCUUGCUCACACCAGUUGUUGUAGAUUUCACUCCUCUUGGUGUCAAAUUUGGGGACGUCAAAACCGAAAUUCCUCAAAACUCCACCUUCCACAGGAGGGACAAUGUAAGUGUUACUUUUUGGACAGGAUGUCCAAGGAAUGACCUGAUGACCGAAGGAACAUUUGCACUAGUUGAAAUUCUUAAGGGCAAGGAUACAUGGGUCCCAGCUUAUGACGACGAUGAUUUCUGUUUGCUAUUCAAAUGGUGGAGACCUAAGAAACUUAGUGCUUAUAGUUUUGCAACUAUAGAUUGGAUAAUUCCAGAGUCAGCAGUUUCAGGUGUGUAUAGGAUAAGACAUUUCGGUGCGGCAAAGAGCUUGUUGGGGUCAAUCAGCCGUUUCACUGGUUCAUCCCGUGCCUUUGUAGUUGUAUAAUACCAUAUUCUGGUACGUACUGUUAAUCUAAAGCGCAUAUAAGUAUAGUUUAAUUAGUCUUGUUCAGAAAACGAUCCCCCAUGUGACAGAAAAGAAGGAUUGUAGCCGAGGAUUUUCCUUGCUGUUAAAUUUAUAACAGUUUCUUACAUAUUGGUUUGAGGAAAGCGAAGUUUUUGUUGUAAGAGAUUGGUAUUGGAACUCUCUUUUUGGCAAGGGAAUUGUCCUAUAUUGGUUACAAAUGUUGGACAUCAUUUUUGGUUC
Molecule: messenger RNA, 2796 nt
Organism: Papaver somniferum (opium poppy)
Lineage: Eukaryota; Viridiplantae; Streptophyta; Magnoliopsida; Ranunculales; Papaveraceae
Product: neutral ceramidase 2-like
Exons: 10
Coding region: 214-2535 (773 amino acids)
Biological process (GO): sphingosine biosynthetic process; ceramide catabolic process; long-chain fatty acid biosynthetic process
Cellular component (GO): extracellular region
Molecular function (GO): N-acylsphingosine amidohydrolase activity
Source: RefSeq, a predicted model, not a curated record